Molecule: messenger RNA, 838 nt
Organism: Oncorhynchus nerka (sockeye salmon)
Lineage: Eukaryota; Metazoa; Chordata; Actinopteri; Salmoniformes; Salmonidae
Exons: 2
Coding region: 140-823 (227 amino acids)
Source: RefSeq, a predicted model, not a curated record
UCCAAGGGGUGCACACAUAUGAUCCGUUGAUAGAGGUAGCUAGUUCUCUGUGUAAAUCAGUUGUGCGCUGACUUCUAGUUUAUAUUUUGGGGGUGUGGGGGAAGAAUGAAAGAGGUCUUCCGCCAAAACGGACGAAAUCAUGAACGGCGCCGUAUACAUUUCGUUUUUUCAAGGUCAGCUGGAAUCUGCGCUAGAGCAAGUAGUGCAACUCGCAGUCCAGGAAAUAACCAAGACUGUUGGGUCAAGCUUGAGUUCUGUGUUAAUGAAAACGGCCGUCAAAGAACAAGAAAACCAACGACUUAAGUUAAAGCUUAAAUCACUGGAGUUCGAAUGUAAUGGGGUAGAAAAUGGAGCCGCGUUCAACGGUGGCAUGGAAGACAACGCGGCCACGGAUCGAACAAAGCCCGAGACACACACCCCCAGCCACGGCACAGAGCGCGGCGUGCACGAAAACACUCAAAGACUGGAUCAAAAAGGACGAGUAGUGGGUCAGCUAAAGAUGGUCAUGGAGCAUGUGCUGGAGUUUGCUGUGUGCGAGCUGACCAAAAUCGUGGAGGCCAGUUUCGACGACCUGCUCCUGGAGAUGACCAAGAAAGAGCGGGAGCACAGCGCUCUGGAGGAGCAGUUACGCCGUGUGGCUCACCAGGAGAACGGAAAGGGUGGAGUGUCGAGGAGGUGUGGGUCGGAAAACACAGCAUUUCCCAGCGGCUCAGAGGACACUAGGCAGGAAUCCAGAAACGUCACAGUCAAAAUUGUCCGGGGACCAAGGGAGCAAACGGAGACAUCAAAUGGUCUGUGUUUUAACAUUAAAAUUCUGUUCUAGUCAACAUGACAAUCA